Dermatophagoides pteronyssinus (European house dust mite) is the source of this 739-nucleotide messenger RNA. It is a transcript of the gene mRpL54, whose product is annotated as mitochondrial ribosomal protein L54. Lineage: Eukaryota; Metazoa; Arthropoda; Arachnida; Sarcoptiformes; Pyroglyphidae. Gene Ontology annotation, cellular component: mitochondrial large ribosomal subunit. The record is from RefSeq and is a predicted model, not a curated record. Gene Ontology annotation, molecular function: structural constituent of ribosome.
ACGAAAAAAAUUUUGAAAAUCUUGUUCAUCAAACAUCUGUUUGAAAAAGUUUUCAAAUUUUUAAUAAUCAAUUUAUCAAAUGUUAUCAAUCAAUAUUAUUCGAACAUUUUCCAGUGUUCCAAAAAUAUCUGGACAAGCAGUUGGUAAAAAACGUUUUCGUUUACCAGUGGAAAAUGAUCCAAAAAAAUUAAUGAAUUUUUGUUGCGGUGCUAAUUAUUAUAAAAAUGGUGAUGAAAUUAAAUUAAAAGAUGAUAAUAAUUAUCCCGAAUGGUUAUGGAAUUUAUCACUUAAACCACCACGACUUUAUGAAUUGAAUCCAAAUACAAAAGAAUAUUGGGAAAAAGCUGCAAUUGUUGGUCAACAACGUGAAUGGAAACUUCGUAGUAUUACCAAUAAAAAACAAAUGAACCUGAAUCCUACCUACAUUGAAAGAAUGGAAUUAAAAUAUCGACGUAGAUUUCGUUCAUUAGCUAAAUAUCAUUUUAAUGCUGGCUAUGAUAUGAUCAAACAUCAUGAACGUGAUGAUAUUUGGAAUAUGCAUCUAAAAGAUCGUUAUUAUUUACCGGAUGAACCGGAAAAGAAACUUUAUCCAGGUAUUGAUAAUAUUCAUUUUAAAAAUGGUUCAAUUGCUACAAAAUUAAUGCAGAAAUAUAAAAGAGCUGGACAUUUUGGAAAAUGAUUAAUUUGUUUGUUAUUAUAAUACAUUUAUUAUUAUAAUUGAAUAAAAAUGAUAGUUUUA